AUGAGCUCGGCCGCAGUUCUGAAGCUCCUCGCGGCGCUGGCCUGGCUGCUGCUGCUGCUGGGCUCGCCGGCGGCCGUGCGGGGUGGCUGCGGGUUUCCCCCAUAUGUACCUAAUGCCCGGCCAACUGUGGGAAGUCAUAACAGUUUUCCUGUGAGAAAGAUAAUACGUUACACAUGUAACAAAGGCUUUGCUAAAAUCCCUGGCCAGACAGAUGCAGUGGCCUGCCUAGACAACAAUCAAUGGUCCAAAAUUUCAACGUUGUGUAACCGCAGCUGUGACGCUCCACCUAUUCUACUUGUCGCCACCUUCGACAGGCGUUACGUCAGAUAUAGUUACUUCCCGGUGGGCUUCACUGUGGAAUACCAAUGUCGACAAGGGUACCAAAGGAUUGAGUCUGUCCCUGCAACAAUCACUUGCCUUACAAAUGUCACAUGGUCCAAACUUCCUAACAUAUGUAAAAGGAAAGCAUGCCCUGAACCUGGGCCUUUAAAACAUGGGCAUAUCAAUAUAACUGACAAGUAUUUUGGCGCCCAGAUCUUCUUUUCAUGUGAAGAAGGGUACAUCUUAGAGGGUGCAACCUAUACUUUCUGUGCUGUCUCGGGGGCCAGUGUUGCGUGGAGAGACCCGCUGCCAGAGUGCAAAGUAAUAUUUUGUCCAGAACCACCCAGUAUUGAAAAUGGAAAAAUUACACAGAAGCAGAACGAUUAUGCAUCUGGACAAUCUGUAACAUACCAGUGUAAUGAAAACUUCACCCUGUUGGGAAGCAACUCUAUUCAAUGUUCCAUAAAAAAAUACCAAGGACAAUGGACUGGUGCUCUGCCCAGAUGCAAAGAAAUAUUUUGUCCAGAACCACCUCACAUUGACCAUGGAAAAGUUAUGGAGAAUCACAGCCAUUAUAGAUAUGGACAAUCGGCGACAUACCAGUGUAACGAAGGCUUCACCCUGGCGGGAAACAACUCGAUCCGAUGUACUGAAAAAGAUGAACAAGGCCAAUGGAGCGAUGCACCUCAGUGCAAAGAAAUAUUUUGUCCAGAACCACUCAAAAUUAACAAUGGGAAAAUUGUACAGAAGCAGGACCAUUAUGCACAUGGACAAUCUAUAACAUACGUGUGUGAUGAAGGCUUAAUCCUGAUAGGAAAGGACUCUAUCCAAUGUACUGUAAAAGAUAACCAAGGGAAAUGGAGUGAUUUUCCACCUAAGUGCAAAGAACGCCUUGUUCUCUGGCCUGCGGUAGCACCUCAGAAACAUGCUACUUCAACUGCACAGCCCCCACCGAAGGCUCCAAACCCCACAUCAGCAAAAGUUUCAGGUACAAAGGCUCCACCGACUCCUCAGGAAAUCACCUCAGUAAAUGAUCCAGAUCCAGAACCUACACCAGCUGCUCAGAAACCCACCUCAGCAAAUUUUCGAGCGGCAUAUCCCCCACUAACUGCUCGGAAACCCACCGCAGCAAACCUGCCAGCAGUACAACCCCGGCUAGCUGCGCGGAAACCCACCUCCGCAAAUAUUCCAGCUGCAGACCACCACCUAACUGCUCGGAAACCCACCUCCCCAAAACUUCCAGCUGCAGACUCCCCCCUAACUGCUCAGAAACCCACCUCCCCAAAACUUCCAGCUGCAGACUCCCCCCUAACUGCUCAGAAACCCACCGCAGCAAAUCUUCCAGCUGCAGACUCCCCCCUAACUGCUCAGAAACCCACCGCAGCAAAUCUCCCACCUGCAGAUCCACCACGAACUGCUCAGAAACCCACCUCCGCAAAUCUCCCACCUGCAGACCCCCCUCUAACUGCUCAGAAACCUACCGCAGCAAAUCUCCCACCUGCAGAACCACCACUAACCGCUCAGAAACCCACCGCAGCAAGUGUUUCAGUCACACAGGUGCCAGCAACAGGACAAAAAUCCCCAGUAACAAAUGCUCUACCUACAGAGACCUCACCAGCAUUCCUGAAACCCAUCACGGCAAAUGCUUCUUCUGUAGCGCAUGCCACACCAACAACCCAACAAUCCUCCACAGCAAAUGUUUUAGUUACACAGACUCUUCCAACAAAACACAAAUCCACUGCUGCCCAUGCCCCAGUGACUAAAAGGCUCAAGACUACACAAACCUCUGCCCCUGUUACAGCUACACGGGUCAUAGCUGUUCCAAGAGCAACCACUCACUUUCAAGCAACACACACAGCUAAAGGAAAAGGAACCCUUCAAUCUUCAGGUGCUAUAAUCCUUGCAUCUGGUAACUUUUGGAGAACUUCAGAUCCUUCGAGUCCAUCAAGUGUUACUGCGUGCCCAUUGUGUCGAUGCAGCAUUCUAGGUGCAGAGAAUCUACACGAAGGAAGCAGUUAUGCAUGCAGUUUCUACCCUCAGAUUCUAUGGUUAAUCAUAAUCAUUUCUGGAUUUCCGUCCAAUUUCAAACAAGCAAAGAAUGCUACCUUUGCUUGUAUCUUCCUUCCUUUUCCUUCCUUUUCAGUGAUGUAA
Molecule: messenger RNA, 2472 nt
Organism: Echinops telfairi (small Madagascar hedgehog)
Lineage: Eukaryota; Metazoa; Chordata; Mammalia; Afrosoricida; Tenrecidae
Gene: CD55
Product: CD55 molecule (Cromer blood group)
Exons: 12
Coding region: 1-2472 (823 amino acids)
Source: RefSeq, a predicted model, not a curated record